UAAUCCUCGAAAAACCCCCCUAUCAAAAAUAUGAAGUUAUUUCCCAGUCGAAAAAGAAAUUAACAUUUCACACGUAGCGAUUAUAAUAUAAUUCACAAACUCACAAAUAAAUCAGUUUAUAUUACAAGCCAAACCCCACCAUCGCAAUGGUGUACCCUGACACUUUCGAAGGAUUCCAGAUUGAUGGUCCAGAUACUUGGACAGAGUUUCAGAAGCGUCCGUUUCAACCCAAGCCGUUUGGUGACUACGACGUUGAGAUCCGCAUAUCGGCCUGCGGUGUAUGCAGCAGUGACAUCCACACGAUAAAUGGUGGAUGGGGGGAGCGUCCCUUCCCUCUAUGUGUCGGCCAUGAAAUCGUUGGCACGGCCAUCCGAGUUGGACCCAAAGUAACUCUCAUCGAGCACGGCCAGCGCGUGGGCGUUGGCGCGCAAUGCCUCUCCUGUCUCGAAUGCAAGCAAUGCAAGAACGGCAACGAAGUUUAUUGCCUCAAACAAGUCUCGACGUACGGCAAGAAAUACCCCGGCACAGACAUCACCACUCAAGGGGGCUAUGCAUCGCACAUUCGCGCGCAUGAGUACUUUGUCUUUCCUAUCCCAGAGAAGCUGGACACCGCGCAGGCCGCGCCCAUGUUAUGCGCCGGAAUCACUGCGUACUCGCCUCUCGUCCGCCAUGGCUGUGCGCCAGGGAGCAAAGUCGGCAUUGUCGGACUCGGCGGCAUCGGCCACUUUGCCGUCAUGUUUGCCAAGGCCCUCGGGGCCGAAGUCUGGGUCAUCUCACGGACCCGCGCCAAGGAGGAAGACGCACGCAAAUUAGGCGCGGACGGCUUCAUCGCUACAUGCGAAGAAGAAUGGAACGAGCCGCAUCGUAUGACUUUUGACCUUGUUCUGAAUACGGCGAACUCGUCAAAGGGCUUCGACCUGAAUCGCUAUCUGAGCUUGCUUGACGUGCACAAGCGGUUCAUUAGCGUGGGACUGCCAGAGGGAUCGGGCAACGAGAUCCAUGCCAAGCAGCUUCUCGGAAACGGCGUGCUUAUGGGCGCCAGUCACCUUGGAAAUCGCCAGGAAAUGCUGGAGAUGCUGCAGUUGGCUGCGGAUAAGGGAGUCAAAGGGUGGAUCGAGGAGAUACCCAUCUCGGAGGAUGGCUUGAAGCUGGCUGUGACGAGACUGCAUGAUAAUGACGUCCGGUAUCGUUUCGUACUGACAGAGUACUGGAGGGCAUUUGGUAUCACCAUGAAAGAGUUGGCGCUGGCAUGUACUUCGUGUCACUAGACUGACAGACUUAUAUUAAAGCUACCUGUCAGUAUUAUGUGUAUUAAUGAGCAGAGAUGAUGUAUAGACACGGUCUGGAGCAUGAUGGGGAGUUUGUCGGCAAGGCAUGAUAUGAGAGUAAUGAGGCGCAAGCGGGGUCGAAAAGAGAGCCAUUCUUUGCAUCAUGAAUUUUAAUCGAGUAUACCUAGAUUGUUGGAGAGAGAUUACACGCAUAGAUACAGGAUUAUAGCAUGAUAAGCUUCAAUGCAACUUUGA
Messenger RNA from Xylona heveae TC161, 1523 nucleotides. RefSeq names its product alcohol dehydrogenase-like protein. The record is from RefSeq and is a predicted model, not a curated record. Gene Ontology annotation, biological process: alcohol metabolic process. Gene Ontology annotation, molecular function: zinc ion binding; alcohol dehydrogenase (NADP+) activity. The transcript has 7 exons. NCBI's taxonomy places the organism in Eukaryota, Fungi, Ascomycota, Xylonomycetes, Xylonales, Xylonaceae. Bases 147 to 1268 code for a protein of 373 amino acids.